Messenger RNA from Biomphalaria glabrata, 4019 nucleotides. RefSeq lists its product as uncharacterized. The transcript is spliced from 14 exons. Lineage: Eukaryota; Metazoa; Mollusca; Gastropoda; Planorbidae. The record is from RefSeq and is a predicted model, not a curated record. The coding region runs from base 316 to 2001 and encodes 561 amino acids.
UUAGUCUACAUGAAACUAAUUACUUUCAUAUUUUGAAGUUUUCAACACAAAAAUAAUUUAUAACAUUGUUGUCAUUGACUACUUGUCAGGCAUUGUAUUGUUUGAAAAUGGCGUAUCAUAAUAAUGGACUCUGAUGGAAGACCACAACAGUAACUGUUUUAUGUAUGUGUGCUGGGCUGUCAUUUGGCUGUCUUGAUGGUCCUGGGUUCAUAUACACUACCUGCUACCAGUCCCCAUCAUCCUGCUGGAGGUUUGGGCUAGAAAGUAGAUUAUCUUCAACUCUGAAGGAACAUCUGAAAACAUGAUUCAAGUAGAAUGAUGAAUAAAUUAAGAUGUGAAGCUCUGUGUCAACAUCCUCAUUGUUGGUUUGUGCAUGAUCAACAUGGUGUGGAUGUACCGACAAAGUCUCAUUCUUCAAAUAGGCCUAUAGAAACAGAUUUACCAACACAGAGUAUCCAAAACCUAUUGGCUGAUUAUGGUAUCCAUGAAUGCAGCUCUAAUCUUCAUGAUUCAGUUUCAAAAAAUAUGAUUUGGAAAUUAUCUUUGCAUACCUUCAAGCAAGAGACUCCAAUAAAAUCAAGGUACAACUCAACAAAUCCAAAUUUGGAAGAAUAUGGACAGAGCUACUUCCCUUUUACAAAUCAUAUGAAUCAUUUAAAGACAUUUGAUACAGACUUUCUAAAUAUAGACAGAACAUCAAAACAGUAUAUCUGGGUUUCCAAUUCAAAUGAAAAGCUCCAGAAAAAAAAUCAAUUAUCAUCAUUGAAAGAUAACUCUCACACUUCAUUAAAUACAGCUGACAAAAGUGUCACAAAACUUUUUCUACCCCUAGAGGAAAUUCAUGCCAAACAAGGAAGUCCCGUCAAGCACAUUAAAAAGGUCAGAAAGUUUAAUCUUCUGCCUAAUACAGCACAGAAACCAAAAAGCUCUUCAAAGAAUAACAUUGAUCAAAAAGUAUUAUCCAGAAACAAAUCAACUGUUAGUGUAGAAAACACAGCAGGCCAUGGACACCUUUUACUUCAAAUAAAUCAUAAAGACACAACAAAUGUAUCUAUAGAGACUUUAAAUUCAAAUCAAGGAAAUCUAGCCCUGCUUGAAAAUCAAAGAGAAAUAACCCUGCCAUCAGUUAACUCUCUUGUACCAGUGUUACCUCUUGAGUCCAACCUACAGCUUUCCAACAAAAACAAUAGACAGUUAACUGUGCUUCAGCCAUCAACAAAAAUUUCUUCCAUUUCACUUGGUCUUCCUGAACUGCCAUCUGGUGUCAAAAUCACAAAACCAUUUUCUUAUAAGAAAAAGGACCUAAAUUUUACAUUAGGUCCUGUAUUAAGUGCACUCUCCACACUAAGAAGUGAUGAAAGUACUAGCAACAGAGAAGACAAAGUCGAUUUUCCGCAAAAAGAUUUUACAAUUCAAGAGGUUUGCCAAUGCACUGCACAAUCACCUGUACGUUCAGUUUCUGUCUAUUUACCUGAUCCAUCUGUUCAAUCAUACAUAGUGACACAAAAGAUAACUUCCCCAGAUAAAAAAGAAUCCAAUGAACAUGCUUCAAAUAAACAGAUGCAUGAAACAUUUGAUAACAAAAGAACUCUUACACCAAUGGAAACUAUAUCAAUAUAUUCCAAUCCAAACAGUGCAAUAUCUCCUGACAAAAUAUUUGAAAGUGAUACAGAAAAUGUGUUAAUGACAACUGUCAGACCUAGCUCAGUGGCUACCACUUCAACAGGUGCAUGGCCUUCUGUCACAGAAGCAGUAGUAGAGCGCACUCUUGCCUCAUCUAAGUCGCAGUUCCAAUCUAGCAGAAAGUUAGAAGAACAUAAAUCUAAGGUUCAAAGUGCUGAAAUUCUAAAGAUGGCUAAAAGUAAAGGUCAGUCUCCGGCACCACCUCCUCCUUCCCCAGAACUACGCAAACAUACAGCACUAGCACUUCAGAAUGCUUCUCAGUUGAAUGAAGUCACUAUUGAUACUUUGGAAGAAAAUGAUGCUCGCACUCUUGCAUGAGAUGUUAUGUUUAAAAAUUGGUGAUUUGUAAACUGGUUGGGUCAAAGAAUUGUAUUACAACUAUAUGACAUUAAUAUCAUUUCCAUACACAUUAAGAGACAUUGUAGGCUACAUGUUUAUCCGAUUUGAACAAUAGUCUCUUAAGGUUUGGUAAUACAUUACAUUGAGUGUAUUGCUUUUUCUUUUAAUAUUGCAGACAUUAUUAUUUUUAACAUGUUACUUUUCAGACAAAUUUUUACAUAUUAUAAAAUUAUUGAGAUCAUACAAAUGUUUUAUUGUGACAACUUUUACAACUUGAAAUUGUUACCUCCCCUGUUUUCAUGAUUAACAUGCAUAGUGCUGAUUGACUCACUCAAGCCAUAAUAACAUGAGGGACAGCUAUCAACCACAAGCUAUUGCUUUUGUUUUGUUGACACCCUUGCCAUAUCAAAUGUUUUGAUAGACAACAACUGGCAUUUAGAUUGCUAGAAUUAGUAGUAGUGAAAAACUAGAAUGAAUUCUGUUCCACAAAUAUUUCAAUCUAUUUCCCUAGCAAAGAAGCUGGAGUUUAAAUAUUGUUUUAUUUUCUUGAUUAUGCUUCAGAUUGGUACAAACAAAUAUGUCUUUAGAUUGGUACAAACAAAUAUGUCUUCAGAUUGGUACAAACACAUAUGUCUUUAGAUUGGUACAAACAAAUAUGUCUUUAGAUUGGUACAAACAAAUAUGUCUUUAGAUUGGUACAAACAAAUAUGUCUUCAGAUUGGUACAAACACAUAUGUCUUUAGUUGGUACAAACAAAUAUGUCUUUAGAUUGGUACAAACAAAUAUGUCUUUAGAUUGGUACAAACAAAUAUGUCUUUAGAUUGGUACAAACAAAUAUGUCUUUAGAUUGGUACAAACAAAUAUGUCUUUAGAUUGGUACAAACAAAUAUGUCUUCAGAUUGGUACAAACAAAUAUGUCUUUAGAUUGGUACAAACACAUAUGUCUUUAGAUUGGUACAAAGAAAUAUGUCUUUAGAUUGGUACAAACAAAUAUGUCUUUAGAUUGGUACAAACAAAUAUGUCUUUAGAUUGGUACAAACAAAUAUGUCUUUAGAUUGGUACAAACAAAUAUGUCUUUAGAUUGGUACAAACAAAUAUGUCUUUAGAUUGGUACAAACAAAUAUGUCUUUAGAUUGGUACAAACAAAUAUGUCUUUAGAUUGGUACAAACAAAUAUGUCUUCAGAUUGGUACAAACAAAUAUGUCUUUAGAUUGGUACAAACACAUAUGUCUUUAGAUUGGUACAAAGAAAUAUGUCUUUAGAUUGGUACAAACAAAUACAUUAUAGAAUUAGACAAAAAGCUAGAUCUUAGAAGUUGUUUUUGAGUUAAAUCUUAAAAAUAAAAAAGACAUUCUUCUUCAAUUCAAUAGCUACAUAAAAGAUGCCAAACAUGAAGAAUGUCAUUUUCAUCCUAUAUUCAACAUUUAAUAAGAUUAAGAAGUCAAGAUGUUCUGUAUAUAAGCAUUGGCAUAUUAAAUGUAUAAUGAUAAUAUUAUUUUGCUUUAGAAAAAACAAACUUUGCUGUUCUCUAUAGUGAUUAUCACAUAGGCCUAGCUCUUUGUUCAUCUAUUUUUGUUAUUGCUUUGUGCCUUGAAGGCAGUGUGCUCUUAUUCUCUACUGAUAUGCUCAACUUUUUUAAUGAGGUUUAUGAAGUAAUCAUGAAGAAGUCGUGUUAAACUAUCAUGCCAGAUCAUUUGUUCUGGUUUCCUUUUAUGUUCAGCAUUAAGAAAUAGUCUUAACAUUUUGCAUGUCUUCUUUCAAAAUGAAAUGAUUUGCUCAAAUGUUAGGUUUCGGUUUUUAUCAGCAUCUUUUUUUUUUAAACUUCACCAUACAAUUGUUGAAGUUCAUACAAUUUUAGUAACUGUCAAGUUUAUGUUAUGGAUUGAAGUAUUAAGUGAUAAAAUACAUUUUAAUUCAAAUUUUAGAAAGUUUGAUGUGACAAUUAGUGUCUUACUGAUGAAUUGAUAACAAAGAUUAAAAGAUUUGCAAAAUUUUUA